ACGGAAAAAAUGAAUUGUUGCGGGUGACGUCACGCCCGUUGUUUCGGAUGACGCUGGGCAGCAGGCCGCACGCGCAUAGCAGGGACGUAACGUUACUCUGUCAGGUUUUUGUGGAUCAAGGUCGUCGACUUCCACUCAAUCACAACGAAAUACGGGAUUACCCUCUCCCAUCCCCCUCACCCCCCUUCUAAAAACAGCAUGGCUCAAGAGACAAAUCAGACUCAGGUGCCGAUGCUUUGCACUAUGGGAUGCGGUUUCUAUGGUAAUCCUCGCACCAAUGGAAUGUGCUCUGUCUGCUACAAGGAACAUCUGCAGAGACAGCAAGGAGGGGGGAGAACCAGCCCCCCAGGUGAAAAAGCUGCCACAUCACCUGUCGAUACCCCAAUUGCAUCUGAAAUAAUAUUGGAAUCCACCCCAGUGCCCACCAUGGAAGCUGUUACCCCACCUGAAGAACGAACGUCCAGCUGUUCGUCCAGCCCAGUAACCCAGCAGAUGACAGCUAUGAGCAUCUCGCAGGACACAGGAAACACCGAUUCGGACAGGGCAGAAGCAGAAGACGACGAUGAGGAAGGGUCAUCUAAAAGCACAGGCCCAGUAGGAGAGAGCGCACAGGCGUCAUCAGAUGGAGAUCAGACUCCUGACAAGAACAAAAAAAAGAAUCGGUGCUUUACUUGUAGGAAAAAAGUUGGCCUCACGGGCUUUGACUGUCGCUGCGGCAACCUGUUUUGCGCUAUUCACCGCUACUCUGACAAACAUGACUGUCCCUACGACUACCGAGGAGCUGCUGCCGCUCGUAUCCGCAAGGAAAACCCCAUCGUGGUAGCCGAGAAGAUUCAGAAGUUAUGAGGACUGAUGGCUCAGAGCAAAAAUCAUUGACCUGAAAGUUUUGGAACCAUGGCGCUGAAUAACACCAUUCUUAAAUGGGAUCAUUUCUUCAUUGUAGGAUAAGGUGGGUGUGGUUGUAGGGUACUGCCCCUGCUUGGCCACUCCCUAAACUAUCAUCUCCCUGUCUCUCCUGGAAGGACGGUGCAGGAAUGCGUGUAUGAAUGUGUGGCCAUUUCAAAGAUGACGUUUGUGCGUGUGCUUGUUUUUUUUCUAGAGAGCCAGGGAGAAGAGGGAUUGGUUGUCACAUGGGCAUCCAUUUGAAUUGGGGGGAGGGAGGACUCUUUAGUUUUUACCUUUUUUGUUAGGAUAUUAACAUUAUUUUUUUAUAGGAACCCUCGGGAUGUGUGUUUUGAAAUCUGGGGAGUACAAAUUGCGGGUGGGGGUUUCAUUGACAAGAUUUCUCUCCGAUUGCAAAAUGUUGCUGAAGAAUAUAGAUUUUAAUGACUACUCCCACAUUUACCCAUUUAAAAUAUUAUUUUUGUGUUAUUCUUUUUUUCUGGUUAAUUACCCCUUACAUCAAAUCCCAGCUCAUGCAUUUAAAAACAAUUCCUUUUUUAUAUAUUGACUUAUCAUGCUAAUGUUGGGUGCAUGAAUAGUUAUCGGAUGGGGCUUUGAAUGGGGAGCGGGGUGGGGAGUAAACGUAAGAGACUUGACAUAAGCGUGUGACUGAGUUUUUUUCCCUUCCUUUUCUGUUUUAAUGAGUGUAUGGCAUCAGAAAAUCUAUAUUAAUAUAUUGUACGUAUUGAACUGUGUGAUUGCAUUCUAUUUAUUUUGUAUUAUCAUUUGGUUGGUUGGUACUGGAGGAUUGGAAGCAUGUGUCCUGAAAAGAAAACUCGAGGAAAAAACAUUGGGUUAAUCACUUAAAUAUAAUUUUCCGUUCAUUUUGUAUUAUCGAUCUUAACAAUUGUGCGUUCCGAUGUUCGAUGGAGAUCAAGUCUGUAUCUUAAAAAACGAAUGGACUUGAUUUGGCUACAAAAUUUUGUAUCAUUUAUGAAUUGAAGCACAAUGAAAGUUCUUUAGUUCUUUAGUAUCUUUGCACAAACACAACAAAACUGUGCAGCAUGUACGAAACCUAGCAGCAGGCCAUUUAUCGCUAAUGCACACUUGCAUACAAGCCCUCAGAGUCGCAGAGCUUUGAGAAGCAAGGUAUUUGUUGUUAACCACCAGCAGACUAAUGAAUGAUGCAAACAGAGCUGGCGUAUCAUUCGUUUUAGGUGACACUUCUAUUCUGAGAUGUGUAUUUCCUUAAUUAUUAUGAAAACUGCUGUGCUUAAUGAUGUCAUAAUGGACAGUGCACUCUCCUUAACAGAUAACCAUUGCAUGCUCGCUCUUAUAUAAGGCCAGUUUGCUAAGUUUGCUGCAGCCACAUCUUCAAUUGCAAUCUUAAACUGUAAAAGAAUGUAAAAUGAACAAUGUCCUAUUGUUGUAGUUCAUGGUCGAAUGGAGCCUGCCUCUGCUAUCCAAAUUAACAGAAUUCUACAGUGUUCUCUAGUGUAAAUAUGAGGUGGCCACCAUUCAUAUUGAAUUAUGCUAAUUAGAAAGUUAUAAGGCUUAUAAGAAGGGUGGGAAGGUUCAGUGAGAAAAAUGUAUACGUUUCGUGUGUACGUAGUGUUAAUUAAUAACUAUCCAUAUGUAAGGUGGAAGUUGCAGCGUGGUGUUCUCGGUCAUCUUUUGUGUAAGGCCUGUUUUGUGCUGGCCGUGUGUUUUUAAUUUUUUUUUUUAAAGGGCUGAAACAACCUUGUGGCACAUUUGUGUUGGUUAGUAACAUUUGUCAUGUCUCUUGAUUUGCACACUUUUUCAGUUUCCUGAUAUAAAGACACCUGAAGGCCGCUUGGCAGAUGUGAAUGAUAUGUAGAAUCUGCCAGGGCGGGCACCAAACGAAUACAUUGCAGUGUGAUUCCUGGUGUGAAAUAUAAUGACCUUGUCUCUUUAUGAGAAUAACAUGAGCUUUAGUUAGCACAGACUAUGAUUGGAGCAUUAACCUCCGAGGUGCUGCCAGCUCAAGAGAGCAUUUGUGAAAGCCAGAAGCCAGGUGUAAGUGGCUCAAAGAGCUGGCAUGUACAUGACAUGGUUGGCUGAGCCGGCUUCUUGACAGCCUUUUAAUGAGGACUUGGAACUCUUACAGACUGCCUACUUAGUUGUUUGUGAUGCUUGAAGAUCAUACUCCCCUCACAGACUUGUAGAGACAAUACCGUUCCUGGCUUUAGGUGUACAGACAGGUGAAAGGCACUGUCAGGGUAUGGGGAUGCUCAAAUAUCUACUGUUAGUGGGAUGGAGUCCUGUUAGAGAUGUGAAUGUAGGCAUCCAGUUACUAAUACUGAUCAAGCUUGAUGAUAUUGACCCCUAAUGGAGUCCAGGACAGUUGGGUCACAGUUCCCUACCUUUAUUGCCUUCAGUGUGUUUUCAAAUUGGCACUGUAUGCCAAUCUUAUCAUCAGCCCUUUUACACUAGCAGUGAUUCACAGAAAUUAUUACAUGUGGUAAUGAGGAAAAAACAGAGUAAUCUCUGCAUAACACAAAGCAGAAAUGCCUUGACAUUUGUGAAGGUGUUGAAACGUUAUACUCUCGCGGUAGUUCAUCAGAACAUUCAGAAAGAGAAGUAAGAUUCAUUUCAGGCAUUAUCGGAAGUACAUUGACCAGUACUCAUGGAUUAAUUUACCAGCGUGCCCAGUCCCCCAGAGACACCACCAGAUACCUUUUUUCUUUUAAAAUUUAGGAUUGUAUGAUGUGUAUGAGUAAGUAUAAAACCAAUAAAAUCACAAAGUUUAUUUUAAAAUU
Messenger RNA from Triplophysa dalaica, 3662 nucleotides. RefSeq lists its product as uncharacterized. NCBI's taxonomy places the organism in Eukaryota, Metazoa, Chordata, Actinopteri, Cypriniformes, Nemacheilidae. The record is from RefSeq and is a predicted model, not a curated record. Gene Ontology annotation, molecular function: zinc ion binding; DNA binding. The coding region runs from base 199 to 846 and encodes 215 amino acids. The transcript has 6 exons.